AUGGUGUCCAAUAAUGACAUCCAGGGAUGGAUAAUGAGCUGUAUCAGCGGUAUUGCAUGUGCACUGGGAUCGGGCCUUAUCUGUGUUGACGUCGUUGCGCAGUACUUUGGCAAGAAGGACUUCAGGAUAGCAGAGAGCGAUGUCUUUCUCUCAUCGUCCCUGAGUCUGAGUGGUGGAGUCAUCCUUUUCACGGCUUUGUAUAGCAUGCUGCCGACUUCAAAGUACUACCUGACCCAGGCCGGAUAUUCCACACAGACAGCUGCAUACACACUGAUAGGGCUGUUCCUCUCGGGAAUUAUCGUUAUAAACAUCUUCUCCACCCUCCUGCACCGAUGGAUGCCCUCUCAUGUUGUCAGCUGUGAACACUCGCACUCGCACUCGCAUCCGCACAAGGCCAACGAUAUCGAAGAGAACGGAGAGGUGACGCACGGUGCAUGCCAUGGCACCACAGAGAACACUCCCCUUUUAUCACAGCACCACGACAUACAUAGAUCUGCAGGCCAGGAUGCUCCUCAUGAGCAUAGCGUGACGCCAAGCCGGCCCGCAACAGGGACACAUGCCGGCACAUCGGUCACGGCCCAGCUGUCGGAACAGUUAAACUGUCUUAUGGGUGGCACUUCAAAGGCCACUUGUGCAAACGGUAAAUGUUUUGGCGUUUCGCAAGCUUGCGGGCUCGAGUGUGCGAAGCUUAGGAUCCAAAAUGAAGGGGAGGAUCGCACAGUUGGCGGGGCUACUGAAAUUACCAUUCUCGCACAACCUGUAACAGACGAAGGAGAUGCCAUCGGUCCUGUCCCUCCUAUUCUCAGAGACGCUGCCCACACCCGCCUUGCCGGACAAGACGCUCCUAUUCCAUCCUCAAGUACCGCAACCACCGCGUAUGCACCUUCGCCGCCUUCACAAGAGCCCCCAGCGCACCAUCAUCAUGUCCCACAGAACGCUUUUCUAUCCAUCGGUCUGCAGACCUCCCUCGCCAUCGCCUUACACAAGCUACCCGAAGGCUUCAUCACCUAUGCAACCAACCACACCAACCCAACGUUGGGUUGGUCCGUCUUCGUCGCCAUCUCCAUCCAUAACAUCACAGAGGGCUUUGCCAUGUCUCUACCGCUUUACUUGGCGCUCAAGUCGCGGCUCAAAGCAAUCCUUUGGUCCAGCAUAUUAGGUGGCAUCAGCCAGCCUGCUGGUGCUGGACUCGCGGCGCUGUGGAUCUGGGGUUCGACGAAGGCUGGUGGUGCCAAUGGCGGUGGUAUUGGGGAUGAUGUCCCUCUUGAGGGGCCGUCGUGGGCUGUGUAUGGUUGUAUGUUUGCUGUCACCGCAGGCGUGAUGACGAAUGUAGGGCUGCAGCUGUUUGCAGAAAGUCUGAUGCUCUCGCAUCGGAGGGGAUUAUGUAUUGCCUUUGCAUUUGCAGGGAUGGGUAUCAUCGGGGUUAGCUUUGCAUUGACUGCUCGAUAA
This is a messenger RNA of Arthroderma uncinatum, 1449 nucleotides long. RefSeq names its product zinc transporter zupT. Bases 1 to 1449 code for a protein of 482 amino acids. Gene Ontology annotation, biological process: zinc ion transmembrane transport. Gene Ontology annotation, cellular component: membrane. Lineage: Eukaryota; Fungi; Ascomycota; Eurotiomycetes; Onygenales; Arthrodermataceae. The record is from RefSeq and is a predicted model, not a curated record. The transcript has 3 exons. Gene Ontology annotation, molecular function: zinc ion transmembrane transporter activity.